GUUCAGCAAUUUUCUCUGCUUUAAUAAAGUUCUUCUAAACUUGUAGCAAGUUUUCUCGCUAGUACAUGCGAGUCGCAAAAAACCCAUUCCAAACCACACCCAUCCUGAAUUUCAUUGGGUAAUAAAAGGUUAAUGGACGUCACUCAACUUCCGUUGACUUCGGUUGGGUGGCCAAACGGUGAAAAACUUGCGUCGACUUGCGUGAAAAUGUGAUCUCGACCGAAGACAGCGCAAGUCAUCGCAAGUCAACCCAAGUUCACUCGAGGCCUUGGCAAACGGAGUCGCAAAUAGACCAAAGUUCUCAACUUCCGCAGUCUACUUGCGAGUCAAUUUGGCCAGGGCUUAACAGUUCGCACUAAAACAUGACAUAUUUAGUCUAUGUUUGGGGAGAUAAAAGACAGCUCUACGCAGGUGGUAAUAUUAUUUGGAGUCAUUAAUUAGGUAUUUAAAUUCAGAGCACGAAGCUGAAGCUUAUUUGAUCCUGUGUGGAUUCUGAUAAAACAUUUGUCGUUAAAACUACAGAUCCACGCAUUGCAGAAUAAUGAAUUUUAUUCCAACAGUUAUGCAAUUGCGAUGUUCGGCCGCCUGGGCAAGUGGAAUACAUGAACAUUUGAAAUAUCUUUCAGCGUUCAACAUUUUUCUGUCCAUCACUGCAGUUCUUGGCAAUAUUCUGAUCCUCGUUGCCCUUCGCAAGGUGUCUUCCCUUCAUCCACCGUCCAAACUCUUGUUUAGAUGUCUGGCCACAACUGAUCUCUGUGUUGGUCUUAUUUCAGAGCCUCUCAAUGUUGUCUAUUGGAUGUCCCAGAUUCACGAACAAUGGAAACUUUGUCGCUACGCACUUGUUUUUAGUGUUAUUGCGGGUUAUACUUUGUCUUCAGUAUCUUUGCUUACAAUGAGUGCAAUAAGCGUGGACAGACUUCUCGCCCUGUUGUUAGGGCUGAGAUACAGACAAGUUGUAACUUUAAAGCGAACAUAUGUGAUUGUAGCAAUCUUUUGGCUUAUGUCCGCUGUUACUUCAAUAUCAUUCCCUAUAAAUUACCAUGUAACUUUAUGGUAUGGCUAUAUAGUUAUACCAUUGUGUCUAGUAACAUCAAUCGUCUCGUACACAAAGAUUUUCCUCAAACUCCGCCAUCGUCAAAUCCAAGUACAGGGCCAUGACCAACAAGAACAACCAGGCCAACCUGUUCCACUGAACAUAGAGCGAUACAGAAAGGCAGUGAUCAGUGCACUGUGGGUGCAGUGUACAUUAGUUGCUUGUUAUUUACCAUAUGGUAUAGCGAGAGCUUCAGUAAGUUAUAGUAAAGUAGAUCCAUCCAAGUUUCUCAUUGUAACACCUACAACAACUUUAGUUUUCUUGAACUCAUCGUUAAACCCGAUUCUUUACUGCUGGAAGAUCAGCGAAGUGAAGCAAGCGGUAAAGGAGACAAUCAGAGAAGCAAUUUGCUGUUUAUCGAGUUAGUUCAGUCAUUGCUAAGUUAUAUUAUAUGUGUUCUCUUCCCGAGAACGGUAAAACUUCAAAUAUUAUUAAUAUUUUGGAAGAGUCUUUGACAAAAAUAUAAUUGGUAAUAAUUUGUAAUAACUUAUGAUAUAAAGUUAUGGUAGUAUAUGAAAGUAUAGGUUUUUUUGUUGUGC
Orbicella faveolata is the source of this 1632-nucleotide messenger RNA. Its product is annotated as adenosine receptor A2a-like. Gene Ontology annotation, biological process: G protein-coupled receptor signaling pathway. Gene Ontology annotation, cellular component: membrane. The record is from RefSeq and is a predicted model, not a curated record. NCBI's taxonomy places the organism in Eukaryota, Metazoa, Cnidaria, Anthozoa, Scleractinia, Merulinidae. Gene Ontology annotation, molecular function: G protein-coupled receptor activity.